GGAUGAGAAAAGGUCCAAAGUCAUUGGAAACCCAUAAAUAAUUUGAUAAUGAUGGCACCUUUCACGGCUUUCCGAGUUUAUACAGCCAUUCUGCUUGUUUACGACAUACAUAGUCAAGUGAUCCCGCCUCCGUCAAUGGUUGUUCGAAUUGGAGAUGAUGUAUCAUUGACCUGUACUUCUUCAGAGAGCGCCCCAACAUUUAAAUGGACUUUCGCAUCAGAUGAUGUUUCAUCCCAGCUAUUAUACUUUGGGGAUAUAGACAGGGCACCUCAAGCAAGAUACAGUAACAUAGUGCUACGAAGAGGUACUGAUAUUCAUACGUCAAUUUUAGGAAUCAAUGCUAUUCAACUUGAAGAGGAAGGACGGUAUCAAUGUACUACUACAACAGCAUCAUCAACACCUCCUGCCACAGUAGUGGCUGUGAAAGACAUACAUAGUCAAGUGAUCCCGCCUCCGUCAAUGGUUGUUCGAAUUGGAGAUGAUGUAUCAUUGACCUGUACUUCUUCAGAGAGCGCCCCAACAUUUAAAUGGACUUUCGCAUCAGAUGAUGUUUCAUCCCAGCUAUUAUACUUUGGGGAUAUAGACAGGGCACCUCAAGCAAGAUACAGUAACAUAGUGCUACGAAGAGGUACUGAUAUUCAUACGUCAAUUUUAGGAAUCAAUGCUAUUCAACUUGAAGAGGAAGGACGGUAUCAAUGUACUACUACAACAGCAUCAUCAACACCUCCUGCCACAGUAGUGGCUGUGAAAGGCACCACGGUCGAAUCCUCACCGUCUGGUCUGAGUUUUGGAGACUAUAUAGGGAUUGCUGUCUUAGUCAUCCUUCUAGUUGCUUCCAUCAUCAUCAUCAUUGUUCAGUUCAUACUGCUAAGGAGGACUAUAAAACGGGGUGAUUGUUAUUCAUCAACUCUUAUUUAAAUAGCUAAAUUGAGAAUGCAAAAGAAGAUAAAGUAAUGCAGUUUUGAUAUUUUACAUAUGUGCUACCUGACUACA
Molecule: messenger RNA, 993 nt
Organism: Lytechinus variegatus (green sea urchin)
Lineage: Eukaryota; Metazoa; Echinodermata; Echinoidea; Temnopleuroida; Toxopneustidae
Exons: 4
Coding region: 49-918 (289 amino acids)
Source: RefSeq, a predicted model, not a curated record